GGUUUUUCGACCGCGACACAGAGCUCCGCUUCUUGAGUUGGGCGCAAGCGCGCCAUGAAGCGCCAUGGGAACCCCGAGAUGACGACUUCGGACCUGGAGUCUCCCUCGGGGAACAAGGUGAUCUCCAUGGCGCCGCCGAACAUCCAGCCCUACCAGGCCUUUGGCCAGCAGGAGGAGAAGAAGGUCCAUAAACGCUCCGCGAGCAUGGACGCGGAGAGCAUGAAGAAGGUGGCUGCGGCUGUGGGCGGAAUAUGGGUGCUGGGAAUUUUGUUGGGCUACGAGUACCUCUGGCCCUUACAGCUCCUGUUGGAGCUCCUCGGCGGCCUCUUUGCCUUCCCGCCCUUGUCGUGGCUGGGCAGCACUUUCUCCUGGGUCUUUAGCUUUGCGAACCGAGGCGCACCGGUGGUGCAGCAGACGGGAGCCUUGCAGGAGAUGCGGCUCCCCAGCGACCAGGUGCACGUCUUCACAGACCAAUAUGUGCACCAGUACGGCGACGCCGCCCUGGUCUUCGCCAGCCAUGACGGAUACCCGCAGAUCGUCAACGGCCUCUUGUACAACCGGGAGCUAGCCUACGCCGAUCUCAUCGACGCCACGGACGAGAACGGCAACACCGCGCUGGUCUACGCGGCCGCGAAGGGCUUCCGCCAGACCACGGCCGCGCUGCUGCGCUCCGGGGCGGACCCGGACGCGGCCGGGGGCGGGGGCCGCACGCCGUUGAUGGAGGCUGCCGGGGCCGGUCACAAAGACAUCGUGGCGGCCUUGCGGCUGUCCAACAGCACGGUGGAUGCGGUGGACGACUACGGCAACACCGCGCUGCACUACGCGGCCUACCACGGGCACCUCAGCUCCGUCACGGAGCUUCUGAAGGCGAGCCCCCGCAAGGACAUCCCAAACAGCUACGGGCACACCGCUGCGAGCUAUGCUGCCAGCAACCGCUUCAAGGCCAUUGCGGACCUCCUGAACCGGGCGCCCUCCCGUCGCGAGCUGGCGAAGGCCGAAGCAGCGCGGAAGGUGGAAGUGGAGGAGGACGAGGACGACCUUGCGGAUCUCAAAGAGCUGGCUGGCUUGGGGAAGAAGCGGCAGGCGGACCGGCUGAAGAGCGAGCCGAAGAAGGUGAAGGGCGCUGCGGAGGACUUGCACAAGCGUGACGACGCCUUUGCGCCCAAGCUGGAGCAAGAUGAGCACCUCAGCGACAAAGAGAAGCACUCCCUCGAGGAGCAGGUGGCCAAGCUGAAGCGGCGCCAUGAGGACGCGGAGCUCAAGAACCAGCGCCGCAUCGUGGAGCUGCUGGAAGCCAGCAACGGGCAGCAGCAGGCCCUCGACGAGGCGCAGCGCGCCGUGCGGGCCUACCAGCUCAACUUCACGGAGCUCAGCUUCAAGGUGCAGGAGCUGGAGACCAAGCGCCAGUCCAGUGAGCUCCGGGCCGCGGACGCCAAAGACAGGGCUGAUCGCUUGCACCAAGAGAUGCAGGAAGCGGAGAUCGAGGUGCAGCGACACAAGGCCCGGGCGGAGGCGGCGGAGCAGGAGGCGAAGAUGCACCAGGAGGUGGUGAGGCGCCAUGAGGAGGGCCAGCAGAAUCGCAAGGACGAGGUGAACAACCAGCAGCAGCAGCUGGAGAAGCAGCAGCAGGAUCUCUCCGCUUUGCGCGGGGAUGUGCAGAAGUCAGAGGAGGCCCUGCGGCAGCACCGCGAGCGCGCCGCCGAGCUGGAGAGGCAGCUGGCCGCCCUGCGACCAGUCGAGGCGGGGGUGGCGGGGGUGGCGGGUCAUGGCAUCAAGGUUUCUCUGCACCCGGGCUGUGGGGAUGGCUCCCUCACGGGUUCCGGGGCUCUUGGGGAUGCCACCAAUUUGCCGCAGGCCGCAAUGACGAUGCACCCGAUACAUCAUGGGGUGCAGCCGGAGCACGUGCACAUGCUGGAUGUACUGGAGUCAGACACGGCAAAGCCCUUCAUCAUCCCAAUCCUGGGCCUCAUCGCAGGGAUCGUCAUGAUGAACCUGCCGCGCUUCGUUCAGAUGACGCACGAAGCCACGGUGGCGACCGUCGGGAAGCUGGUGCUCUACUUCGGUGCACAGUCCUUCAUGAACAUCUUCAUGGGCUGGGUGUUCCGCACGCACGUCACUCUGGAGAAGGGCUACGUGCUGCCGAACGGCAAUGUCUUGGACCAGGACCUGCACGGCUGUCCUGUGGGCUUCGCACUGACAGCUAUGCAGCAGGUCAUCUCAUUCUUCUGCUUCAUCAUAUUGUAUGGCGCCCUGUAUUACACCCCAUACAGGAUCGAGACCCGAAAGAUCACCAGCUUCAAUGAGGUCGUCAGCAUUUGCAUAUUCGGCAGCGUCUUUGCGUUGAACAUCGCCCUGAACAACUUCAGCCUGGGGUACAUCAGCAUCGCAGUGAACCUCAUCAUUCGCUCCUGCCUGCCGCUGACCACCUUCUUGUCCCAGCAAUUGUCGCCUGGCAGGUAG
Messenger RNA from Effrenium voratum, 2460 nucleotides. NCBI's taxonomy places the organism in Eukaryota, Dinophyceae, Suessiales, Symbiodiniaceae. The record is from the annotation of a GenBank genome assembly.